AUGGUCUACAUGUUCAAGUACGACUCCACCCACAACCGCUUCAAGGGUGAGGUCAAGAUUGAGGGCGACAAAUUGGUGAUCGAUGGACAGAAAAUCACUGUCUUCCACGAGAGGGACCCCGCUAACAUCAAAUGGGGCGAAGCCGGAGCAGAGUACGUGGUGGAGUCCACUGGAGUGUUCACAACCAUCGAGAAGGCCUCUGCCCAUCUGAAGGGCGGUGCAAAGAAGGUGAUCAUCUCCGCCCCCAGCGCCGACGCCCCCAUGUUUGUGAUGGGCGUCAACCACGAAAAGUACGACAAGUCCCUCCAGGUCGUCAGCAAUGCCUCCUGCACCACAAACUGCCUCGCUCCUCUCGCCAAAGUCAUCAACGAUAACUUUGGCAUCGUUGAGGGUUUGAUGAGCACAGUCCACGCCAUCACCGCCACACAGAAGACCGUAGAUGGACCUUCUGGAAAACUGUGGAGAGAUGGACGUGGAGCCAGUCAGAACAUCAUCCCCGCCUCCACUGGAGCGGCCAAGGCUGUGGGCAAGGUCAUCCCAGAGCUCAAUGGAAAGCUGACCGGUAUGGCAUUCCGUGUCCCCACACCCAACGUCUCUGUAGUCGACCUGACGGUGCGCCUGGAGAAGCCCGCAAAGUAUGAGGACAUCAAGAAGGUGGUGAAGGAAGCUGCCAACGGCCCCCUGAAGGGCUACCUGGGAUACACAGAAGACCAGGUUGUGUCCACAGACUUCAACGGUGACACUCACUCCUCCAUCUUUGACGCCGGUGCUGGCAUCGCUCUGAACGACCACUUUGUCAAACUGGUGUCAUGGUACGACAAUGAGUUCGGCUACAGUCACCGCGUCUGUGACCUGAUGGCUCACAUGGCGUCCAAGGAGUAG
Molecule: messenger RNA, 882 nt
Organism: Knipowitschia caucasica
Lineage: Eukaryota; Metazoa; Chordata; Actinopteri; Gobiiformes; Gobiidae
Source: the annotation of a GenBank genome assembly